Messenger RNA from Chenopodium quinoa (quinoa), 561 nucleotides. RefSeq names its product IAA-leucine resistant 2-like. Bases 1 to 561 code for a protein of 186 amino acids. NCBI's taxonomy places the organism in Eukaryota, Viridiplantae, Streptophyta, Magnoliopsida, Caryophyllales, Amaranthaceae. The record is from RefSeq and is a predicted model, not a curated record. The transcript has a single exon.
AUGCCUGGGAUUAUCGCUCUCUUGGAGGAUCUGAACCUGCUAAUUAACGGUGACCCCCAGGUGAUUCCUUCUAUGGGAAAGCACAUCUCUGUUCAGGAAGCCGGAAACCAAACUAAGGUUUUUGGAUACUAUAGGUUUCCACCUCUCAAUCAAAGGUCUGAUUUUGAGAAAUAUGCUCUUUGCUCCCCGGGUCUGCAGUAUGCCUUCGAAGCAGACAAGUGUCUGAACAAGUCAUUUGCUGAUAGCUAUCAUAACUUCGACUUUCCCACCACUCAUGCUAACGACAAUCUUCGCCCUAUAGCCAACUUUUUGCACAUGAAUAAUUCCAUGGCUUGGUUUCAUCAAGUCAAGGCUGUUGCUGCAACCGUAGCGAAAUACUUCACUGGGUCAGGGACUCUGGCCGACUGCGCCCCCCAUGGAGUAACUGCCAACCAGUAUGUCUGUGUUAUGCAGCCCCCUGCUACCAAGAAGAUCACUCCUCGCCACUCAGCUGAUAAGAGAGCCCUUUUUCCCUUUGCUCUCCGCCUCACCACCAGUCACCAACCCAAAUCCACACACUGA